This is a messenger RNA of Cherax quadricarinatus, 3469 nucleotides long. NCBI's taxonomy places the organism in Eukaryota, Metazoa, Arthropoda, Malacostraca, Decapoda, Parastacidae. The record is from RefSeq and is a predicted model, not a curated record.
AUGAAUACUGACAAAAUAUGUGAUUCCAUCUGGACGGUUGAGCUGCUCUCGGGAAUUUUCGUCACCUGGUUGAUACUGGGACUGAUUCUGGCGGCUGCGAGCCUCCCCACCCAGCAGGACAAACAGCAGGAGGAUGGAAAAUAUGCUGCGAAUGAGGAGCAACAGCAGCAGAAGGCGUUAUCGGAGGAGAAGAAGAAGAAGGAGGAAGGAAGCCGCUUCUUCGUUACUGGGAACACCAACCAACAAAUAGUGAUCGGGAACGCUGGUUAUGUGUUGGUGGGACUCGUUAGUCUGUUCGCUCUCAUUGCGGUCAUUGCGGCAGCCUUCAGCACUCGUCGCAGGGAAGGAGGGUACCGCCAGCCUGUGCACACGAGUUACGAGGCGCCGUCCAGCCACGAGGAGAACUCUUACGAUAUUCACCGCACACUGGACGACGCAGCCAACAAGUACGACUAGUGUACCUCACCACCACAGCAGUCACCACCAGCAGCACCAUCACAGCAGUCACCACCAGUAGCACCACCACAGCAGUCACCACCAGCAGCACCAUCACAACAGUCACCACCAGUAGCACCACCACAGCAGUCACCACCAGCAACACCAUCACAGCAGUCACCACCAGUAACACCGCCACACCUCCACAGCAAUCACCACUAUACCAAAGCAAUAGUAAUCACUACACCAACACAGCAGUCACCACCACAAUGCCACAUAAAUUACCACCACUCCAACGCAACAAUCACCACCACAAGUCACAGCAGUCACCACCACACCGCCACACGAAUCACCACCACACUAACGCAACAGUCGCCACCACACCGCCACAGCAGUCACCAACACAGCAGCCACCAUUACACCAACAGAACAAUCACCAGUACACCAACACAUCAGUCACCACCUCAGUACCACUGAGAGGAGGAAUCUGUUUGAGAGGCGGGACUCAGGUACACAAGGGCACAGCUGGAAGUUAAAAGCACAGAAGAAAAGAAUCAUAAGAACAUAAGAAAGAAGGAACACUGCAACAGGCCUACUGACCCAUGCGGAGCAGGUCCAUGUCCCUCCUCCGGAUUAGACCAAUGACCCACACUCCCGGAUUAUCCCAAUGACCCACCCAGUCUGGUCAUCCCCGAUCAAGGAUGGAGCACUGCACCAGACCCAGCAGCACAAGCUAGUCAGGUCCAACUCACACUCACCCACACCCACUCAUGUAUUUAUCUAACCUAUUUUUAAAACUACACAACGUUUUAGCCUCAAUAACUAUACUCGGGAGCUUGUUCCACUCAUCCACAACUCUAUUACCAAACCAGUAUUUUCCUAUAUCCUUCCUGAAUCUAAAUUUUUCCAACUUGAAACCAUUGCUGCGAGUCCUGUCUUGGCUGGAAAUUUUCAGCACACUAUUUACAUCCCCUUUAUUUAUUCCUGUUUUCCAUUUAUACACCUCGAUCAUAUCCCCCCUAAUUCUACGCCUUUCGAGAGAGUGCAGAUUCAGGACCUUCAGUCUAUCCUCAUAGGGAAGAUUUCUGAUACAUGGGAUCAUCUUUGUCAUCCUCCUUUGUACGUUUUCCAGAGCAUUUAUAUCCAUUCUGUAAUACGGUGACCAGAACUGAGCAGCAUAGUGUAAAUGAGGCCUAACCAAGGAUAUAUAGGAAUCACAGGGAUGUCAGGAAAUAUUUCUUCAGCCUUAGAGUGGUCAGGAAGUGGAACGACCUGGACGGUGAAGUGGUGGAAGCAGGAUCCAUACAUAGCUUUAAGAAGAGGUAUGAUAAAACUCACGCAGCCAGGAGAAUGUAUAAACUUAGUAGCAGCCAGCUGUGAGACGGGGCCAGGAGCUGAGACUCGGCCGCUGUAAUCACAAAUAGGUGUGUACAGCACAAUUAUCACAGCAGCAACACAAUAGUAGUCACCACCACAGCAACACAGUAGUAGUCACCACCACAGCAACACAAUAGUAGUCAGCACCACAGCAACACAGUAGUAGUCACCACCACAGCAACAAAAUAGUAGUCAGCACCACAGCAUCACAGCAGUAGUCGCCACCACAGCAACACAGUAGUAGUCACCACCACAGCAACACAAUAGUAGUCAGCACCACAGCAACACAGUAGUAGUCACCACCACAACAACACAAUAGUAGUCAGCACCACAGCAACACAAUAGUUAGCAGCACAGCAACACAAUAGUUAGCAGCACAGCAACAUAAUAGUUAGCAGCACAGCAACAUAAUAUUGGUAGUCAGCAUCACAGAAAUCCAGCAGUAGUCAGCACCACAGCAACACAGCAGAGGUCACCCCCACACACAGCAAACGUCACCAUAACGCUACCACAACAGACGUCACCACAACACUACCACAGCAGACGUCACUACAACACCAUCGCAGCAGACAAUAUUGCAACACCACCACAGCAACACAUUAGCAGUCACCACCACAGCACCAUAGCACAGUAACCAGCUCACCACCACAACAGUCACCACCACAGCACCAUAGCACAGUAACCAGCUCACCACCACAACAGUCACCACCACAGCAGUCUCUACCACACCAACACAGUAAAUGUCACCACUGUGACCUGCUUUAGCUACUGUGACCUGUUAUAACUGCUGUGACCUGAUGGAGCUACUGUGACCUGCUAUAACUGAUGUGACCUGGUGUAACUGCUGGGACCUGGUACAACUACUGUGACCUGAUGUAACUGCUGUGACCUAGUGUAACUGCUGAGACCUAGUACAACUACUGUGACCUGGUAUAACUGCUGUGAUCUGGUGUAACUGCUGUGACCUGGUACAACUACUAUGACCUGGCACGAGGAUUUCACCAGCUGAUUUGACCCGCACGUUUUUCCACCACCUGAACGACCAUCCAGACACCAGCUGGCAUGAACCAGCUGACACGAACCAGCUGAACGUGAACCAGCUAGUCUUGACUCACCCUGACACUCAUUUCCAUGUACAUACGUAAAUAACAUAUUUACUGAUGUGUUUCAUUGGCCUGACUCGACGACCUUCUUCCCGCACUUGUUGUAAUUCCUGUAUUCUGAAUCACGAAGCGCUAAGCCCGGGUGGGUCAUUCAACGAGUGGUAGAGGCUCGAUCCUCCGUUACCAUCGCUCCUGUAAAAUCACAUUUCUUAGAGAGAGAGAGUGAUGCCUAAAAAGCAUAUUAUGUCUGUAUACUAUAGCAAAUAGUACGUCUACUACGAUUGGAGGACUGUUGAAAGACCAGGGGAGACAUGAUCACGAUAUGCAAGAUACCGAGAGAAGUUUUGGGGUUAGUGAGCAGAGAGGAAAGAGGUGAGCAAAAAGCUUAGAAGUAAUGUCUAUUUCAGUUCGGGUCCUUGCCCGGGUGGCGAUCCACAACAGGCAUCAAAUAAUGGCACCUGUUUACCGUUAGCUAAGUCAACGGGAGCAACAGGUCUAAGGAGACCUUUUCCACACCUAUAGUUUCACCAGGUAAUCGGGAUCCUUCGGCUGUG